Molecule: messenger RNA, 972 nt
Organism: Microthlaspi erraticum
Lineage: Eukaryota; Viridiplantae; Streptophyta; Magnoliopsida; Brassicales; Brassicaceae
Source: the annotation of a GenBank genome assembly
AUGGACAAGAAGAUGGAUAAUCCGGUCUGUGAGGAGUGCAAGUUGAAUCCAUGGAAGUACAAAUGUCCAGGAUGUUCAAUUCGAUCGUGUGGCCUUGAUUGUGUGAAAUCCCACAAGAAGCGAACAGGUUGUACGGGAAAAAGGAAGCUCGAAUUCGUUCCCAUCUCACAGUUCGACGAUAACAUCCUUCUUUCAGACUACAAUAUGCUUGAGGAAACAAAAAGAGUGGCGGAAUCGUCUCAGAGAAGGAGAAAUAAUUUAUGCAAAUAUUCUUAUCGUCAGGUAUCUGAUGCCUUCCGGAGUCUUCACAAUGCUGCUAAUAGCCGCAAUACAACGCUGUGUUUUCUUCCUAGUGGAAUGUUGAAGAGGGAAAACAAUAAGAGUAGAUACAGGAAAAAGUGCAUCGCAUGGACAAUUGAGUGGCGGUUCCACUCUACAGAUGCGGUUCUUCUUGACCAUGGAGUUGGUGAGGAUACAAGCCUUUGCUCUGUGUUGGAGAAUCAUCUUAUGCCUGGCCCUUGGAUUCACAAGCUGAAGCCAUUUUGCGAUGUGGAUCUUGAUUCUCUCAAACUAUUUAUUCGCAAGGACUCGAUGGGUGGUGCAAAGGGUCCUUUCAAGGAGCUCAACAUCAAAACUCCUCUGAGGAAACAGCUUGCCGGAGUAACUAUCUUAGAGUACCCGGUGAUCCAUGUGUAUCUACCUUCACAGAGCUAUGACUUUGAAGUUAUCAGAUAUGUUGAGCCCACGCCUGAUCCUACCUUUUAUGAUGGUCACGGGAGUACACAAGGUCUAACCUAUGAAAUGGAAGAAGACCCAGAGGUUGUUGAUGACGAGUUUACCAAGAAUUCACAUGCUCAGGAGAUUGAGUUUGAGCAAUUGCCAGUAGACGCGUAUGCGGAGCUUUUUCCGGAUAUGGACCCAGCUACUGAUUGCAACGACGAUGGACUAGAGGAAGGGGAAAUCAUAGAAUGA